Messenger RNA from Exophiala bonariae, 4581 nucleotides. RefSeq lists its product as uncharacterized. The record is from RefSeq and is a predicted model, not a curated record. The transcript has 3 exons. Gene Ontology annotation, molecular function: histone H3K9 demethylase activity; histone H3K36 demethylase activity. Gene Ontology annotation, cellular component: chromatin; nucleus. Gene Ontology annotation, biological process: chromatin remodeling; regulation of gene expression. Bases 1 to 4581 code for a protein of 1526 amino acids. Lineage: Eukaryota; Fungi; Ascomycota; Eurotiomycetes; Chaetothyriales; Herpotrichiellaceae.
AUGGCAGCUGCCACCAUGCCCUCCCUCCCCGUCGUCGACACUGGGCUCGGUACUGCUGCCUUGGACAAAGACGACACCCUCUCCCAAUCCCUCCCCGCCCCUCAAGUUCAUACUCCUCCGACCACCGACGAGGCGAGUCACAAAGACGAUGACGCAGCCUCGAGUUCUUCCCUCUCCGAUCUCGGCGAUGAUAUCGACGACGAAGAAAACAGAAUGAGAUUCGAAGAUGCCGCUCGCGCUGGUGCCGAGGCUGAACAAUUCUCUGAGGUCAAGCCUGAUCGAUACGAAAAUGGAGUCCCCAUCUUCACGCCGACUAUGGAUCAGUUCAGAGACUUCUCACGAUAUGUCAAGGGUGUGGACCCAUACGGCAUGCAGUCUGGCAUCGUCUUGAUCGAUCCCCCGGAAGAAUGGAAACAAGAAAGGAAGGCCCUGGAUGAACUAGUCAAGACCAUCAAGAUCAAAAAUCCCCUCACGCAAGAGUUUCACGGCGCCCAAGGCAUCUAUACCCAGCGGAACAUGGAAAAAAUGCGAUCUUACAAUCUCCCUCAGUGGAAGUCACUCUGUGAACAGACUGAAAAUCAGCCACCUGCAAGACGUGGAGAAAAGAGGUUGAAUGCCGACAGACUACUUGGCAGAGGCACCACCAAGUCGAGGAAGUCUGACGCCUCGCCAGUUCCCGAGACUGGUAAGAGGGGCCCUGGACGACCGCGAACAAGACCAAUCAAGGAAGAACCAUCCGAUCAUGGUUCUACACUCCUCGCUCCACCAACCCCUACCAGUCCAGAAGUCAAGCCUGCAGCACUCGAUUCCACCCCUGCUGAUGAGGCCAACCGCGAAACCCCAGACCCUACACCUACAAAAGGCAAAAGAGGACGGAAGCCAGGAAGACCUCCUGGUCGUCAACCAAAAUCUACCGUCAAAAAGGAAGGUGGUGGCGCUGCGUCUGAAACCACCGUGGCUGCUCGCCGCCUCAGAAAUGCCCGAGAAGCUAAUGAGGACAUUGACGAGGAGGCUUUUGAAGAUUUCGAUUACCGUGUCCACGACAACGACCAAUGGACAUCCGAACGUUGCGAAGAGUUGGAAGACAAGUAUUGGAAAAGUCUCAAUUUCAGCAACCCCAUGUACGCCGCUGAUAUGCCCGGAUCGCUUUUUGACGAUGAUACUCAGUCAUGGAAUGUCGCAAAAUUGCCCAAUCUACUGGAUCUGCUCGGAGACAAGAUUCCUGGUGUAAACACGGCCUACCUAUACCUCGGUAUGUGGCGUGCAACCUUUGCCUGGCAUCUUGAAGACGUCGACCUCUACAGCAUCAACUACAUUCAUUUUGGCGCACCCAAGCAAUGGUACAGUGUCUCCCAAAAGGACGCCCCAAAGUUCGAGGCUGCGAUGAAAUCAAUUUGGGCUUCUGACGCCAAGAACUGUGACCAGUUUCUAAGGCACAAGACCUAUCUCGUCUCGCCCUCAAUCUUGAAAUCUAAAUAUGGUGUCACCGUCAACAAAGUUGUUCAUCGAGAAGGGCAGUUUGUCAUCACCUUCCCAAUUGGUUACCACUCAGGCUAUAAUCUGGGUUACAACUGUGCAGAAUCGGUGAAUUUUGCCAUUGAGAACUGGUUACAAUAUGGUAAAACUGCUCGGAAAUGUCAAUGCGAGGCCGAUAGUGUAUUCAUCGAUGUUGAUUGGUUUGUACGCAAGAUGAAUGGAGAACCGACUCCGGAGUAUGAAGAAGUCGAGGUGACAGACGACGAAGAUGAGCUUGAUGAACCUGUGGACUUCCCUACACCCCCGAGUAGCGAUCGUGGGAAAGUCAAGGGCUCCCAGAAACGGAAACGCGCUCCCAAGGAACUUGGCGCAAACAAGAAAGCUAAAAAGAUCGUCAAGAUCCGAAAGGUCAGCAAGAAUCAGCCGUGCUGUUUAUGUCCCAACGAUUUCGUCUGGGAGGAACUGCUCCCCACGAUACAUGGUCAAAGGGCACACAGAACUUGUGCAAUGUACACUCCUGAGACGUACAUUGCAAAUAGUGAUGGCAAAGAAAUGGUACACAACGUUGAAAACAUCAGCAAAGCGCGGCUGGAGCUCAAGUGCUACGAAUGUCGGCAAAAGAAGGGAUCCUGCUUUCAAUGUUCUUCGGCCAAGUGCACCAAAGCCUAUCAUGCCACUUGCGCAAUGCAGGCUGGUGUUCAAGUCGAUAAGGGUCCAAUUGCAGUCUGGCAUGAAGGGGUCGAGUAUCGCGAUAUCGGGUUUGACUGGAGAUGCCGACUUCACCGAACUGUCAAGCGGACCAGGAUCACCAGUGAACUUUCCGCCUGCAAUCAUGCGAAUAGCUGCUGGAGUAACAAGGAAUUCCGAGAAUUUCUGUUCAACCUCAAACCGGGUGAAUUGGUCCAGUUUCAAGCCACAAAUAGCGACGAUAUUGAGGCUGGUCUCGUCGUUGCCCCCUACGACGAUGGUCAGGACACCCUAGUUGUCAAGAUUCUCCCAGAGAUGAAGACAGUCAGAGAAGUCGAUCCUACCACAAUUCUCUUCGUUGAUAGCGCGACAUCUUGUCUGCAAAAACCAUCGGCGACUGCUUUGGAAUUGCCUGAGGAGCUUCAAGGAAAGACUGCAUCCAUGGCAGAUUCGACCGAGAAGAAACCAAGUGCAGGCGAUCCUUUCACAGAAGAACCGCGAACCGAAUGGGCUGAAUUUGCAUCUACAGUACCACCUGUAAAUGUGGCUCAAAAGGCUGUCAACUUUUCAAAGGAAAAACAAUUGUGGCUUUAUAUUGGUGAGACGUCAUCGGAAGCCAAGGCCCACUAUACGGCGGAUCCCGGUAAGCGUGUGCACGACAGUGCAUCGAACUUCCUGGAAACCGUCACACCGCCGAAACCUGUAAUGGCACCUCCUCCCCAACCAAAACGUCACUCAUUAGCCGCAUCCUAUCCAAUGCUUAACGUCGCUGCCCGUAAUGCUGCCAUGAUCAAUAAUAUGAGGCCGCAGCCGGUCAAUCAACAUGGAUCCACACUGCCGGGAACUUUCAAUGGGACAACGCACGAUCUGACCAAGAACACUAGUCUGGAAAAAUUUGCCAACCUCCAGAAACCGACACAAAUCAAGAAUUCACAGUAUCGUGAUAUGAUUGCCGGGCAAGAGGCACGCUUCAAUGAGCAGACCAGAAUUCUUCAACGACAAGCAGCAAAAUCCCAACAACUCGACGCGGCCGAUCGGGCCAACUCCAGUCCGCUUAGUCAUACUAGUAUCGGCAUCGAUCAUGAUGCGGUGCAACGACAGAGACAAUUUCAGAGUCAAGCUUCUCAGCAUGCGAAACAUAUGACUGAAUGGUCGAAUGAUCCAUCACUCCCGCCGUUGAAACAGUACAAUGAACCGUUUCCGAACUUCCAGACUGGUGAUGCCACUAACAGAUUUGGAGGAUCAUCCACGAUGAACUCGGCAAUGCGAUCACAGCAGUACAAUUACAGCAAUGACUGGAUGGCCCCAACUCUAGCUAAUGGAGGGUCAGGGUUUGUGUCCGCGCCGAACACUGGCAUGAACUCGAUGCUCCCAGUGUUUGGACCUCAACCAUCACCGUCGGCAACGAACCAUGCCUUCCCAUCAUACAUCCAACAGUCGCAUAUGCAAUUCCCAUAUCAGACCAAUGAGAAUCAUUCAUCCGGUUCGAUGGGUUCAACGUCUACCUUCCAAAAUCAUGGUUCACCCUUGGAUAACAUUCGAGCUGCCGCAAGUCAGCCACCUGCACCACCUCCUUCUGCUGAGGUGGAACGGCAAAGACGAAUCUCGAAUCCUGCAUACCCCUUCAAGAGUCCAGACCAGAUCAAGGCUCAAAGGGAAGCUGAUAAAAACACUCCUCCCGGGAGCCGACCCACGAGCUCAUACACAAUCCCAAGUCCUCGCGUACAACAUGACUCAUACCUUCACACAGGCUCGUCGGACAGCACCAUGCAGGUAUUGGAUCCUCAAAAUCCACCUCAAUUCAUCAAUCCCAAUGCGACCCAGAUAAGCCCCCCUGGAUCAAGUGCUGGACACCGAUCUGCGCGAGGAAGCUUCUCUGGACUAGGCUUGCAAUCUUCCAUGGCCCCACCUCUUCAGAAUGGAUCAAGAAGAUCACAAUCCAUGUCAAUGACAAUGGGUGGAUUUAUUGACCUGGCCCCCUUUCCUGCGAAUUCGAUGCCAUUCUCCAAUUACGUUCCUAAACGAUCAAUAUACGAUCCACUCAAUAGUGGAAUGAACCUCUUCAACCAACAAAAGCAACCACAGGUAUCAGAGCCACCAAUGGCACAGCCAUCGAACUCACUUGCUUUGAGCCUGGAGAAGAGGUCGUUGGGUUCAAAUGGACUGAUGCUAAAUGAUCGACCGACUCCAAAGCAGUUGGUUGAUUGGCAAGAACGAGGGGGUUUCUGGGGUAGAGUCUCGGGAUACUACAUCAACAAACAUCAGAUCUCAGCAACAGUGUACAAGUCACCAUUUAUAAACACAGGCAUCUGUGGACAACACCCUGAUGGAACUCUGGCCGACAGAUAUUACGAGAGCCUCGAACCGGACCAGAGAACGAAGAUCGAUCAUGUGCGCACAACGCCGAAAGACGUAUGA